AGCUGCUCAGCUCAUUUCGCUCCCUGUCCCAUCUAGAGGGGCAAUUGUGCAUCUUUGUCUGGCCGGGUAGAGAGUUAAUCCUCCAUUUCUGCUGCUGGUUAAACAUGGGGUGUCACCUGAGGCCCCCAAAGCACUGGGCUUAGGAGGUCCGCUUCCUAACAGCACUAAGUGUGGUAUUAAGAUGAAGGCAAAAUUACUUUGUAUGGUUUUCAGGAGUGUUGUGCAUUCUAAUUCAUAAAAAAAAAGUGUAAUUAUGAAUACGUGUUCUGUUUCUGUAUGCUCUCAUAUACAUUUGGAGCGUCAACAUUAGAUUCAGAAGCGAUGGCGAGGCUACAAGGUUCGGAAAUACGGCUUCAAUUAUUAUUAUUUCAAGGAAUAUCUGAGGGCGAUUUCAGAGACCAAUGACGCAGUUAGGGAGGCCCUGGACGACUUUGCAGAUAUGAGAGAGAGAGAGGAGAAGAAAGCUGACCUCGAGAGGGAGGAGAAGAAGAGAGAUUACGCAGCCCGAAAGAUGCAUUACCUUCUCAGCACAAAGCAGAUCCCAGGCGUAUACAACUCGCCCUUCAGAAAGGAGCCCGACCCCAGGGAACUACGGCUGCAGACGGCGAAGCCUUUGACGCGUCCGAGACCCAAAGCCCAGCAGAAGCCGCCCCACAGCCUCAGCAGCUGGCUGGCCUGCACCAGCGCCCGGUCCUUCCCUCGCUCCCACACCCUGCCGCCCAUCGACCGGAAGCAGUGCCAGGGGCCCUUCCGUGACGUCAGUGACGUAUUGAAGCAGCGCUACAAGCCCUUGGAGCCCACGUUGCGGGUGGCGGAGCCAAUCAAUACGUUGAAAGAGGCCAGAAGUGAGUUCAGAAGAUUGGAAUUGUCACGGAACGUUCAGGAGAACAUGUUUUUGCCGUUCUCUUCCUACCAUAAGAAAGAAAGGUACGUUCCAUCAAUUCAUUUAUCAAGCAAGUAUGGUCCUGACGCUUAUGGAUCUCACCGUUUCAGAGAUGAAAGCCCUAACAAGUGGAUCGGUGGCAAGGAUUUCCAAACUAUAUUGCCAUCAUUCGAUCUCUUCUCCAAGUACGGAAAGUCAUAUUCAAAAGCUGGGCAGAUUUUAUAAAGACAAUAAAAGAAGACAAAGUGUAAAAUGAGGUUCAGGUGUGACGUGGUUGUGGAGUAGAAGACGCCACUGCCUGGCUGAGUCACCUGGACACAGUGUGUCAGCCUUUGAAAUCUCUGUCUCUCUGUCUCUUUCCCUCCCUCCCUCCCUCCCUCCCUCUCUCUCUUUUUCAUCUGUUCAAAGAAGAAAUGGGAACCCUCUAUUCAUUCAAAAACUCUCCAGUUCUUAAAGGAAAAUGCACAUGAGGAUCCUACAGAAACCGCAACGUAAACCAUACUUCUUAAGAUUCAAUAAACUCUAGUAUUUUACAGAUGACUAGUUUCA
Molecule: messenger RNA, 1432 nt
Organism: Myotis daubentonii (Daubenton's bat)
Lineage: Eukaryota; Metazoa; Chordata; Mammalia; Chiroptera; Vespertilionidae
Gene: SPATA17
Product: spermatogenesis associated 17
Exons: 8
Coding region: 440-1108 (222 amino acids)
Source: RefSeq, a predicted model, not a curated record